ACAGGGUGACCGCGCUGCGCUGGAGGAGAUAGGCCCCCAUUGUUUCCUAGGCUAUUUCCGUGCUCUGCGCGAAGGCAACACUCUGCAUUUGAUGGACGUACCAAGAAAAGCCUUCCUGUAUGCGGUUCUGAGUCCGUUUUUAGUUCCCGAUGGCGAAACUGGGGUACAUUUCGUUACCCGGUUUCAACUAUGGUUGGACCGUCAAGCACAUGCUCUAGGAGCGUUUUCUCAGAAAACACUGCAUCAAUUGGAGGUGCUGUUGAGACAGUAUCAACCAGACGUCUCGGCAGAUGCUCGCCAGUUUUUGCAGCUACCUCCGACUGAAUUUGUCGUAGCGUCUGGUGAUGUGGUAAGUGGUCGUGGUGACGCAGGUGUUAUUGAAGAUGUUGAGAUUGAUAGUAUGUGCUCUACAGCAGAACUCAGGAAAUGCACGCCUUUGAUAAGAGCAAAAGCGGUGGCGGGGCAAGGCACCAGCAGGGACGUAUUUCUGGGAAGAGGAGUAGAGCUUCAACACACAUCAGGACCCACAUCUUCGACGACAAGUACCAUCUUUCGCCCGUGCAGAGUAUCUGAGUUUUUGCGUCGCCAUUUGCAGCAAAUUUACCUUCUACCGAAUGUUGAUGGGGAUGCUGGCAAAGUUCACAACAACCUGAUCCACAAGCUUUUCCAGCAAAAAGGCGGACCACAACUCUGCCGCCACGUCCUAAGGAAAAUGGAUGCAUUGGCACCAAUAGUCGAAGCAGGAUUCUCGAGUAGUGGUUACGAUAUUGCGCCAAUAGGUCCUCAAGGUCAAGAAGUGGCGGGAAAGCAGGCACAGGAAGUCUGGCAUCAAGAUAGCCACCUGGUCAAUCCCGAAGGCGCCUUGUACUCUACGGUCGACUCCCAACAGACCGGCAGCACUGCUUUGCCAGAUGGCGUCCUCCUAGUUGUGCGUGUAGCUGAGAAGAACCAGAACACAGCUGUUUUGGCAGCAGAUGCAGAAGAAAUCAACGCAGCUUUUGCGGUGAACGGGCGUGUGCGUGCUGCAAUACUAGAGGACUGGACGCGAACAAAGCCAAAACAUAACCAUGCACCAGUACAGCUAGGGGCACUGACGCAGACUUUUGUAAGUCCACAUGAAAUCACGCUGAUGCAUCCGGAGGAUAUGUUAUUGGCUGAACAACAGGUCGAAGCAGACGAAAAAGUACUAGAAGGCGACGAAAAUAAAAAAGAUGUAGUUGAUCAUGUUGCACCAACAAAUGAUGCUGAGUCAACAUCAUCUGUUGAAGGUGGAGGACAAGAGGUAGAACCUGCUCCAGAGCAAGAGUCUAAGCCUCUAGAUGAAGAUCAAUUACAAAAAAUCUACGCUGAACUUCCCGCCUUACUCCGCAAGCCGCGUGUGCGUGAGGGCUAUUUCAGCUUUGUCGACAUUGGUAAAGAAACGACGAAGAAAUUAGCGGGUACAAGAAGGACAACAAGUGCUAAUCCUCUAGAAGCAUCGUCGACAAGUUCAACACCUCCUUCUCCGUCGUCGUCAUCCCCUAUUCCCCAGCAAGACUUUAAGAAUCUAGAUGACCUUGUGUGGCGCAAACAUCAUGGAAGUCUGUCUGCGCGUGCUGUCGCGACGCGGAUGGUCAGAGAGGCAGGGUUUGGGAAGGGCAUUUUUUGCGACUACGCUUGGACAGCAGCGGAACUGCAAGAACGAAUUCAACUCACUGCUGAAGCGGAAAGCCUACAGGAGCAAAAGGUAUCUGGUGUGGGAGAGGAGGUGAACGAAAAAGGACGACUAGAAGAAGGCAAGUUAAAACUCACGACUAGCGGUGGAACUGCUCCAACUACUAAUACUAAUUCGUCCAUGCGAGCUCUCUUUGCAACAGUUGCGACACCUAUAUCAUUGAUGGCAGCACCCGAGGAGAGUUUAGGGGAUUCAGAACCAAGACAGUGGGUUGCCACCACACUAGUGGGGCAAUCAGGUCCUCUAUCUUCGAUAGCAGACUAUGAGACGCCCUUCGAUUAUUCAGUAACAGACGAAAACUGGCACAAGGAGGAUAGCGAAGAUGGAGGAGAUUCUAGGAGCAGCACAACAUCCAGUGCAGAUGGUGAAGAUGGAGGCAAACAAGUAGACAUGGAGCAACAAGACGUAGAACAUCAGCAAGGAGAACAAACCAUUCUUGUUCCCCAGUUAAAGCCAGAUGAUCUUGCUGAGGUCAUUGACUUCCUGCAAUCAGAAGCCCAAGAACCCGGAGAAGUUGCGGACUUGCCACAGCAUUGCUCAUGGCUAGACGUCCAGGAACACACUGAAUACUUCGAGCCUGAACCAGAAACAUUGUUCAAACUUUGGAAAUCGAGGUUUGGGAAUGCUUUUUCGACAGAGGAUCAGCAUGAAAGUAUGCAACAAGAGCAUCGUCGUCCCCGUCUCGUAUACUCGUGUGCGCCACACACGCUAUGCGGUGGUCACGGUGACAGAGCACAAGGGAUAGUGAACGCUUUUUUGUUAGCUCUGUUGCUCGGUCGGGAUUUCUAUCUAGAUUCGGAAAACCCUGUGCCAUGGUCUAUGCUUUUCACGGCCAACGUGAUUGACUGGCGAGUGGAGCACUUAGAUAGCAGCCUCGAUAUGGUCAACGCCCAUGACACGCGGUUUCACCAAGAGAUUCCAUGGUUAGUAGCAAAUCGGGCAGAGACGAUAUUGGUAAGACAUGUUGGACAUUUUGGAUUCACUUACAUGCAGAUCUAAUCAAGUACAAGCACAUCGUUGGAUUGUGAUUCCUUUUAUUUUGUCCAUCAUUGCCUGUAUUUCCCGGGGGCUCUUCUCUCUCGCUUACCAGUUAUUUUGUCGCAAUUUAUUUUCGUCGUGCCUGGUAGAGUAAUUCUAACUUUUUUCUAUGAUCCUAAUAAUCUUCUGAUUCCUCCACAACUGACUUCAGAUAAACACCAAUCUACGAGAAGUAGGGCAGUUUCUCAACCAUCCUCUCUUCCGCGACAAAUCUGUGCGACUUGGUCUAUCCGGAACCCCCUUCCUAGCGCAGAUGAUCUGGCAUUUUCUGUUCCGACCAAGUUUCUUUCUGCAGAACCAAAUCCAGAACGCCAGAGACAAUUUGCACAUAGGCGAGUACGAACAGGACACAUCUUCUUCUGGAUCCACCUAUCAACCAUAUUUAAGGCUACCGCUCGAGCAAGAGCAUCUUCAGCGUCAUCCUUGGUCCUUUUUCUGCUUGAUGAAAAAGAUGAAGCCAAGGAUGCUCUCGGGGAUGGGAGCGCGGUAGUUCUAACGUACUUAGCACUUCAUUUCCGAGCAGGCAACGAAUCUGCGUGGUGGGAUCCGUCGCGACAUGCAUUACAAUCACUAGUAGACGACUUUUUCGCAUGUGCUUGGAAAGUAGAAGCAGAGAUUUUUUCUCCGAGAAUGCUCUUUUCAUCAUCGUCUUCACCUUCUUCAACAUCUAGUACAGAAAGAACGUCGAGUCGAAGUGCCUGGUCAACAUCUUCUACAAUUAGCAAAAGCGACGGUCUCCCUUGGUAUCUUGCCAGCGACACAGACCGUGUCAGACGGUUACCAGAAGUACGCACUCUAAUCCGAAGUGGUAAAUUGAAGAUGUUGGCGAAUACUGAGGUAGAAGGAAGGGAGGAGGAAGAGGAUCGAACAACGUCUCCAGAAGAGACGAACUACGAAAUCAGUCAUUUGGACCGAUCUAAGGCAGCUAAGCGUUUGAAUGGCAUAGUCCCUGCAUUCGUUUCUUGGUAUUUGCUGCAGGAUGCGACAGCCGUAGUGCUGUCGCGAAGUGGCUUCGGGGAGACAGCUGCGGAGUUAGGCAGAUCAGGCCAAAACGCUUACUUCGCAGGUCAUGGAGGAUGUGUGAAAACAGAUAUGACAGCGUCGUGAAUGCUUGUCCUGAUUCCACCUGGUCAUGUUCAUUCUGAUCCUCUCCAGAAUUUGAAUCGUAGAAAGUCAAUUGCUUCGUUAUGCAAAAUGGUAGUUCAAGAUGUCACUUUUGAAAUUCUUUCGUUGCUACUGCUGACCUUAUUUCCUUUGUUGUUUGACGUAAAAAUAUCAAGUAAAAAGCUUUGUACAAAAAUGGAAAUCGAUCGAACGUCGCUGUUCUUGAGGAGUCUGAAUCCAACAUUUGCC
Molecule: messenger RNA, 4105 nt
Organism: Amoebophrya sp. A25
Lineage: Eukaryota; Dinophyceae; Syndiniales; Amoebophryaceae
Source: the annotation of a GenBank genome assembly